AUGGUGUCCCAGCAGGAGAAAGAUCGGAACUCGGUGCUGGCAAUUGUAAUGUGGCGAUACUAUCCUGCUGCAAUUAAAGAUGACAUCACCACUGAUUUUAAUGUCAUCAAAAUUACUCUUCUUGAUUUUCUUAUUUUCAAUGUUUCAGGGUACAGCUGGAGUGUUUCUGUCCCACUCAACAUCAGUGUAUGCAGCAACAGCCUGAGUAACCCACUGACCCUGGACUGGACUUACACACCUGCAACUCCGGAUCCAUUCUUUAUAGAAUGGUCAAAACAAGGAACAGGUUCAUUUUUUAAUACUAUUGCAACAUAUGUUGCCGGCACAUUCACACCAAAUGUUGCAUACGCUGGAAGAGUCAGUAGAACUGGAAGCACAGCAGAGAUUGCAAAACAGGGUCCACUGACAGCAGCUGAUGGAGGGGUGUACCGAGUCGCUGUAACUGACAGUCCUGGAAACACUUUAUCCGGUUUUGCAAAUGUCAUCUUUCCAGCUGUAAACGGACCAAUCAAUGCAUCAUGUGUGGAGACUGCUGCUAAUGUCUACACUGUGACCUGCUCAGUAGAUGUGACACCACCUGUCACACUGCAGUUAAAGAAUGGCACUGUUGACCUUGACUCGGCUUCUUCAGCAAGUGGCUUAAGCAAGACACUAAGUGAUGCACACACUCAGACUUUCCAGUGUUCUGUGACUGGGCAGGGAUCAGAGUGUGUAACACCGAACUCCACAGAUGUAACCUGUAUCUCAGCCCAGCAGUCGAUACUGAAUAUUUGGUAGUCACACAAACAACAUCACUCACAGUUGAAGAUGUAUGAGAAUACCGAAAAUUAAUUAUAAUUUAUCCAUUAACCCAUGGUAUUACAUUUUCCUGAUUAAUGUGUAAGGAAGAGGUAGGAUAUAUUUUAGAAAAGGGAAAAAAAUAUUUAUAAAG
Messenger RNA from Haliotis rufescens (red abalone), 931 nucleotides. RefSeq lists its product as uncharacterized. The transcript has 5 exons. The record is from RefSeq and is a predicted model, not a curated record. The coding region runs from base 1 to 777 and encodes 258 amino acids. Lineage: Eukaryota; Metazoa; Mollusca; Gastropoda; Lepetellida; Haliotidae.